GCGGUAGAGAUCAAGAGAGAAAGAUGUGGGGAGAGUGUGAUAAAGAGACAUACAGCUGCACAGAGAGAGAGAGAGAGAGCGAGAGAGAGAGAGAGAGAGAGAGAGAGAGAGCGUGAUGGAGCGAGGAGGAGGAGCUCCGGCGCUACCUGUCCUGUCGCCGCCGUCUGUUCUGCUGUCGCUCUGAUCAGAUUAGAAGCGUUCGAGGUCGCCAGCAGCGAGGAGCGAGGCGGGCGGCGCCGGCAUACGGACAGAGCGUCAUUCAUCGGCCACCCCUUACCCAGCCACCCUCCACCGUCCCGCUUCCUUGUUUCCAAUGGAUACCUGCAAGGCGCCCGCCUGGGUGUUCCUGGUGCCGCUCCUCCUGGGCGCCUCUCGGGCUUCCCAGUUCCCCUCCCAGCUCCUCAUUAAAGAAUGGGUUGAUCAGAUGCAGAAAGAGCUUGUCACCCUGGCAGACACGGCCACGGCUGGAAAGAGUCUUACCCAGAUUUUCUUAAGGAACAAGCACCUCUACACUGUGGAGCAGAAUGACGCUGAGGAGUUGGUGGCCAGAGCGGCCAGGAACAUCGAACAGCUGCUCCGCAAGAGGUCCACAGCCUUGGAGAAACUGGCUACAGCUGCCGAGAAGUUCCAGAUGAAACAUCAGUGGAAAGACGAGUAUGAGGAUGAAGAAAUUGCAUACUACAAUUCCAAGGACAAUCUGGAUUCAAACGAGACAGAGGGUCGCAAAUAUCGACUCCGGCCGGACUUUAAGGAAGAUCCGUCGUUUAGACGUCUCACGGACUGCAGCCACACGGCCGUGCACAUCCCCACCGACAUCUACGAUGGCUCCACCAUUGUACUGAACGAGCUGAACUGGACCGAGGCGCUUGAGGACGUGUUUAAGAAAAACAGGGAGGAUGAUCCCACGCUUCUCUGGCAGGUGUUUGGAAGCGCUACCGGUCUGGCCCGCUACUACCCAGCGUCUCCCUGGAUGGAUGCCCGGAAGACGCCCAGUAAAAUUGACCUGUAUGAUGUACGCAGGAGACCGUGGUACAUCCAAGGAGCCGCCUCACCCAAAGACAUGCUCAUCCUGGUGGACGCGAGCGGCAGUGUUUCUGGCCUGACGCUCAAACUGAUCCGGACGUCCGUCAGCGAGAUGCUGGAGACGCUGUCCGAUGACGACUACGUCAAUGUGGUUUAUUUCAACACCAUGGUGAAGAAGACGGCAUGCUUCGAGCAUCUGGUCCAAGCCAACGUGAGGAACAAGAAGCUACUGAAGGAUGCCGUGCAGAACAUCACAGCCAAGGGCAUCACCAACUAUACCAAGGGAUUCGAAUUUGCAUUUGAGCAGCUUGCAGCGACAAACAUAAGCAGAGCAAACUGCAAUAAGAUCAUCAUGCUGUUUACUGAUGGAGGAGAAGAACGAGCACGGGCCAUCUUGGAGAAAUACAAUGCGGACAAAAAAGUGCGGAUCUUCACCUUCUCCGUGGGACAGCACAACUAUGAUAAAGGACCCAUUCAGUGGAUGGCCUGCACCAAUAAAGGUUACUUCUAUGAGAUCCCUUCCAUUGGAGCCAUAAGAAUUAACACACAGGAAUACCUGGAUGUCUUGGGCAGGCCUAUGGUUUUGGCAGACAAGCAGGCCAAACAAGUGCAGUGGACCAACGUGUACCUCGAUGCACUGGAACUCGGUUUAGUCAUUACCGGGACCCUUCCCGUCUUCAAUAAGACCAAAACCAAAGACGAGAGAAACGGCGAGCAUCAAAAUCAGCUCAUUCUCGGCGUAAUGGGCAUCGAUGUGUCUCUGAACGACAUCAAGAAGCUCACGCCGCGUUUCACAAUUGGUCCAAAUGGAUACUACUUUGCCAUCGAUCCCAACGGCUAUGUCCUGUUGCACCCCAAUCUCCAGCCAAAGAAAAGGAUCCACAACAGAAAGCUCAGACUUAAUAAUAAGUAUACAGUCACUUUUCAUGAGGAGCCGGUCACCCUCGACUUCCUGGAUGCCGAGCUGGAGAAUGACAUUAAAGUUGAGAUCAGGAGAAUGAUGAUCGAUGGCGAGACGGGCGAGCGCCUUAUUCAGACCCUGGUGAAAACUCAGGAUGAGAGAUACAUUGAUCGAGGAGGAAGAACCUACACGUGGGCACCAGUCAAUGGAACAGAUUAUAGCCUGGCUCUGGUUCUGCCGAAAUACAGCGAGCACUUCAUCCAAGCCAAACUGGGCGAUGACAUCAAGCAAGCAAUGUUGAUGGAAACCCUCCAGCUGGAGAACUUCGACAACUUUGGUCACACCUUCAUCGCUCCACGGGAGUACUGCAAAGAGCUGACGUUGUCGCUCAACAACACCCAGUUUCUCCUCGAUUUCAACCAGUACAUUGAUAGGAACACUCCAGAUGCAUGCAAUGUGUCCCUUGUGAGUCGACUCAUCCUGGAUGCCGGCCUGACAGCUGAGCUGGUCGACUUGUGGAAAGAGCAGAAAGUGAACGGGACCGUGGCCAGGUUUGUAGCCACAGAUGGAGGAAUAACAAGAGUCUUCCCGAGAAGUGCCGGCGAGGAAUGGAUGGAGAACCCCGAGACGUAUGAGUCCAGUUUCUACAAGAGAGCCCUGGACAACGACGUGUAUAUUUUCACCGCUCCAUCUUUUAACAUUGCAGCAGAAGGCCGAGAGAGUGUGUCCGAGUCUGGUAUCCUCGUCAGCAAAGCCGUGGAUCUCACUGUCAAUGAAGUCACACUUAAGCCGGCAGUGGUGGGAGUGAAACUCAAUGUCACGUUCUGGAUGAACAGUUUCAUGAAUGCCACACUUAAAGAGAAUUGCAAAGAUGAGAUCUGUGGCUGUUUGAGGAAUGACAAGCAUGUCGACUGUGUGAUCCUGGAUGAUGGUGGCUUUCUGCUCAUGUCCAAUCAGGAUGAUUACAUUAGCUUGAUAGGUCAGUUCUUUGGCGAGGUGGAUCCCGUACUGAUGAUCAACCUGGUCAACACCUCUCUGUACUCCUUCAACAAGACCUACGACUACCAGUCUGUUUGUGACCCCGAGAAAGACAGCAAGGCUGCGGCGGGGCCUCGCUCCGUGUUUGUGCCAACCAUAGCAGACUUGCUCAGUGUUGGCUGGUGGGCCUCCACUGCUGCCUGGUCCAUACUCCAGCAGCUCCUCUAUGGCCUCAUUUUCCCUAACCUCCUAGAGGCAGCGGAGUCAGCCGACGAGGACAUCCCCGACGCCAUGUUUAAGGAAAGUUGCAUCACGGAGCAGACGCAGUACUUCUUUGACAACGAUGAAAGAUCCUACUCGGGGGUUCUCGACUGUGGAAACUGUUCCAGGAUGUAUCGAGGGGAGAAACUGCCAAACACCAACCUGGUAUUCCUGAUCACCGACGCCAAGGCCACGUGUUUGUCAUGCGACCCCAGACCUCUGCGACAGGCCGAACAACCCUCCGAAGGUCCAGAUCCAUGUGAGUUGGCCCAGAACCCGAGAUACCGCAAAGGGCCCGACGUGUGCUUCGACAACAAUGAAAAUGAUGAGCUCUUGUGUCCAAUCAGUAGAGGGGCCACGCUGAGCUCCUCAGCCCUCUUGAUUCUGCUGCUGCUGCUGAGUUUUUUGGCUGAGGUCCUCAUAGGAAGACAGAUUGUGUCACUGAAGUAAACAGAGGAAGCUCUGCACGGCUUUCCUGCCUUUUGAGUCCAGGCCACUCCGAAACCUUUUCAAGGAAGACAACUCUGAUUGCGGUGGAGGGACCGGCCUGAGCCCGAGCCUUCGGGCCACGCUCGUUGUCCAGCUGCUUCUGUUGCUGUGGCUCGGCACGCCUUCGCGAAGCUCGUGACGGCUGUAAACACACAAACCGACUCUGAGCGUUCAUAGAGGAGAACGAGACAGCGAAAACGCUCUCACCGAGCAAAGGUCUCAUGUCACACGAGGAGGGCAGAGGACGCCACACGGGACGGUAUGCAGAUGAUUUGCAAACACGGUGUUAUUUUGUUCACAGUAUCGGCGUCUUCAUUUUCCGAUGCCAAAGGUUUCUCGCUCAUUUCCCUCGCAUUUCCUUUUCAACGAUAACCCUGCUCAGCUGGUUUUCAUGCUGUACCCCGAACAAUUCUCCUGUGCAAGGGUAAGCGCCAACCAAACCCUUUAAUUAUGUUUGCUUUUCGAAGACUGUGUGCUCACUGACAGCAUUGAUUUGUGUAGUUGUUGGUAUUGUUUGUAUUUACUGCGUAUGAAGGGUGAGUAACCCCCCCCCCUUCCUCUGUUUUUUGUUGUUAUUGAGUAUCUUAAAAAUGUACUGUACCUGCUCAUCAGGCAUUUAGCUACUAGCUCAGUGUUGUAUCGUUGCGGCGUGUGCUUCAUAUCAAGCAAAAGACAAUACAGUAAUCUGAGCCCUAGCGUGAAAAUACGUGUAAUUAACCCCCCCAGAAAAUGUGCUUGUUGAAACUGUCAAUACACUAUGAUCCCAAAACACUUUAUCAUUUGAAACUCGUCUUACAUUACCCUAAAAAAUAAAUCUCUUACAGAUUAUUUGAUUUUGAAAAAAAUAUACCUGAACUGCGUGUGUACAUGCACAUGUGGGCGAAAAUUCCAUUUACGAGCAACCCAAGCUAAACUUAGCUCCUCCCUGACAUACAAUGCUUGUCAGUCGAUAUGUAUCACUUGAAAUACUGUACUUCGUUGAGACCAAUUCCUCCUUCGAUAAGGAUUUGACACCAUCUUGUGGCAUCUUAGGAUGUUAAAGAAAAAACACAAGUCUUACAGCAAAUAACGGCAGAUAAAAAAAUCGCCAAUAGACCUUUUCAUAAUGUUUGUAAAUAAUAGGCACCAGGGUACUUCUGGGUGGUAAAAAGUGAUCAACUUACCAGUCCCUCAAUGAUCAUGCUAAGUAUAGCUGAGUUUGCACCAUGUCUAAUUUUAAUCAACUUACCUUUAAAUUGUAAAUUACGGCUGCCGUUCCGUCUCCCUUGGAAGCAGUUUACCUCACGUAACAUCCUUUUUUUUUUUUUCAACUGACAGGUCACACAUUCAAACCACGGUGGUAGAGAAGAAGGCUAAAAUCAUCAUUCAAGCCAUUAACCUUUUUUUUUCAAUCACUCUUCCUUGGUCAAAUGACAUGAAAGGGUUUGUUUCCUACUCGUGGUGCCAUCAGAGAUUGUUCUUGCCACCCGGUAGUACGUGCGACGCCGUGAUUAAAAGGUCUGUCGGUAAAUUUGCAAACUGGAAUUGCUUUACCAUGAGUCUGACACCAAAGCAUUACGUGGUAUCAAGAAACAACACCAAAACCGAACACCGUUAAAUCCCUCAGAAAUGGGUUUUGACAAGCUCAGACAGCAUCCCCAUUUUUUCGUCUUUAGGUGUCCUGUUUGGGUGAUGCAUUGAACACCCAGUGCCUAGAUCUUAGCUCACAUGCCCCUUUUUCCACUCAACAGUACCUACACUCGCCAUUGACAAAAACAAGGUACCACCUCCAGUUUCUGGUCAGCUGUGGAUCCAACCGUUUGUGUUGAAAUGACAAAAAUGCUAACGUGAGUUCACCCUGUUACUGUGCCUUCGUUUUGGACAAUGCAGCUUUAUACACCACAGUCUCCACUUUGCUGCAGCUGCCCUCAGUCGCCUCUGGAAUCCAAUUUGUCAGCCCCAAAGUGAAGUGAGGCAAGUGGAGCCGAGCUGGUUUAGUGCAGUGGAACUGAAGAAGUGAUUUGUCAGUAGAAUUACCUGUGUCACACCUACUGAUCUCUCAUAGAACACUGGGUGGGAAUCACUAGUCUAAACCAUGUGGCCCAUGAGUCAGUUCUCAAGAGAAUUCAGUAUGAUUUCACAGAAAAAGUAAUUUAUGAAAUCUGCAUUUUUGAUGGUUUUAUUACCUCUGCAACCGUGAAUAGCACAAGGCAAUGGUUUACCUCAUCCAAGCACAAAAUCAGAUUUUGAUCUCCAUUGGUUUGUUGGUUGGAGUAAACCCAUCAUUUUGCUGGGGAUCCAGAUUCAUUUUUCAUGGUCUGUGUCACCAAUGGAACUGUCCGAUCACCGUCCAGAAUAAAAAAAAAAAUGGUACAGCCUGACAGUUUUUAACGUCUUUUGGCAUCUUCCAAUUAACCAGGAGGUAGAUGGCACACUAACAAACGGAUGGACAGAAAUACAAGAAAGGUGUUACACCCAUUUUUUAAAGUGUUGGCCGUGGUGAAUAUGGCUAAGUCACAUUCUUGGUUUUGGAUUGUAGUUAGUUUGCUAGCUAGCGGAAUUAUGCACAAACACAUUUUAAUAAAACUGUUUACCGAAGUGGGGCAUGGACCACGGAAAACCUUGUAAGAAUAUUGGUGCAGAUCGUGGCAUUUACCUCCCCUUUUUCGCCAUUAUAGUCCACUUGCAUUGGGGCCAAGUGAAUUUAAACCCACUCUGUAAUGUGCAGCCUUGCCACCUAGAGGACUGGAGUGGAACAAUCAUUAGCAACUGUGUUUUGUUUUAAAUUAUAUAAAUACUGCACUGCCUGGAACAUCAAAAAUGUUUCAGAACAUUAGUUUGUGGUGCAAAUUUUUCUGCCAAAUUGAUUAAACAGUGCUUAAUCCAUACAUGAAAGUCAGUCGCCUUCGAAAUUUGCCGUUUUGAACUCAAAAUAGGCCAUUUCCGUGAGUCGUACAGAUCCGAUGAGUCGCCGUCGCUGUCGUCAUAGGCAGUUUCGUACUCCUUGAACGCUGGCAGCUAUAUCCAUUCCACACAUCCACCAUCCACACACGGAUGUAAUUGUGCAUAUUACUUCGCGUCGGACUAAUAUGCUGGCGGAUCGGCCUGAGGUUCCGCCUGUGCGCUCAGGACCGGCUUUGGAUAAAUCACAAGAGUUGACGAGACCAGAAAAAACACUUCCGCCGCUUCUGCUGUUAAGAAGUAACAAUACUUUUACCAUUACAAUUAUUAUUUUUUUUAUGUCUUGUGUUUUGAGUGCUCUUGCAGUCAGCAUCUGGGCCUGCUGGAUAGAACGUGAGAGGACAAAAUAUCAAUGUUCAUCCAGCAUUGCCUUACCUCGCCAUUUGAAUCAGCAUCAUGGUCACCACGUGCAUGCCUUCUGAGGUUUAAGUUCUCUCCACCUUGCCUUCGUGUUGAGCUGCUGGUGCUACAUGUGUAGGUGAUGCCUGUUUAUCAAAGUGUUGACGUGUGUUUUAGCCAGAGGAGGGCGCGGAGGGGGGUCAUGUCUAUCGAUGCGAAAGCAUGUUUGUGUGCCCCCCUCCCCCUACUCCUACAUGAUAUCUGAUUGUGCUUUCAUACUGUACAUUAUUUACUCUUUUGUGGAACUUGACUAUAGCCUGAAUACAUUUUUGUAUACAUUUGUACACUAUUUACUGUAUAAAAGAGAAAAAUAACAAAGGUUAAAAAAUAUUUAUAACAUGGUGUUGAUUAUUGUGCAAAUAUAAAAUAUUCACAAUAAAAGUGUUGUAUUGUUAA
Messenger RNA from Phyllopteryx taeniolatus (common seadragon), 7387 nucleotides. Its product is annotated as voltage-dependent calcium channel subunit alpha-2/delta-1. The record is from RefSeq and is a predicted model, not a curated record. The transcript has 42 exons. NCBI's taxonomy places the organism in Eukaryota, Metazoa, Chordata, Actinopteri, Syngnathiformes, Syngnathidae. Gene Ontology annotation, cellular component: L-type voltage-gated calcium channel complex. Gene Ontology annotation, molecular function: voltage-gated calcium channel activity. The coding region runs from base 314 to 3613 and encodes 1099 amino acids.